GACACACAGAACAACAACAGAAAGAAGGCAGGUACGAAGGAAGGAAGAGGAGAGGGAAGAGAGGACUGAUAGAAACAACUAUCUUUCCAUCUAUAUACCUCGUCCUUCCUUUUUCUUUUCCUUCUAAACAUAAAGCAAAUCUUAUUCAUCUGGGUUUCUAAUUCUUUUUCACAUGCAAUGACAUUCACGAGCAGUUCGGUUUUAUGACACUAUAAACACUUUAUCAUAAUAUUUGUCCCUCCAGCGAUCUUCAAGCAGGGGGGGACAGAAAUAUUGAAUAUCUUGAUCCAGAUCAAUAUCCAAAACAAACCAUGUCUUCAAGCACAUUAAGAAGAGCCAUUGGGGCAGUGAAGGAUCGAACAAGCAUAGGCUUAGCCAAGGUGGGAAGCAGUGCCUCACUUUCUGAUCUUCAUGUGGCCAUUGUGAAGGCAACAAGGCAUGAUGAGGACCCAGCAGAUGAGAAACACAUUAAGGAGAUUCUAAGCUUAACAUGUUACUCUCGCUCAUUCAUCGGUGCAUGUGUGAACACCCUCUCCAAGCGCCUUAGCAAGACCAGCAGUUGGACCGUGGCUUUGAAAACUCUCGUUUUGAUUCAGAGGCUGCUAUCAGACGGCGAUCCUGCGUAUGAACAUGAAAUAUUCUUCUCAACUCGCCGAGGGACUCGCCUCCUCAACAUGUCUGAUUUCAGGGGCCAUUCUAAACGCAAUUCGUGGGACUUCUCUGCGUUUGUGCGCACCUAUGCGUUGUAUCUGGAUGAAAGGCUUGAGUACAGGAUGCAAAGCAAGCGUGGAAGGCGAAGCAGGUUUGCUUUUGAUGAGGAUGAGGAGGAACCUCAAGAAAGAUAUAGAUUCAGAGAAAGAGAAAAGAAUAGAGAAAACGUGAAAGCCACACCAAUGUGUGAGAUGAAGACUGAGGAGCUGUUUUCCAAAUUGCAGCACUUGCAGUUGCUCCUUGAGCGCUUCCUAGCUUGCCGUCCCACAGGAAGAGCAAAGUCGCAUAGAAUUGUGGUAGUGGCUCUCUACCCUAUUGUGAAGGAGAGUUUCCAAACAUAUUACGACAUUACAGAAAUACUGGGUAUCUUCAUUGAUCGUGUGACUGGCAUGGAGGUAACAGACUGCACUAAGGUGUACGACACUUUCUGCCGUGUCGGGAAGCUGUAUGAUGAGCUAGACUUGUUCUACAGCUGGUCCAAGAGCAUUGGAAUUGCACGCUCCAGUGAGUACCCAGAGAUUGAGAGGGUCACAACUAAGAAGCUAGAGCUGAUGGAUCAGUAUAUCAAAGACAAAGCACAAAACAAGAAACUUAACAUCCAAGAAGUAAAACAAGAAGAACCAGAACCUGAACCUGAACCUGAACCUGAACCCGAGGAGGACACGAACGCAAUCAAGGCACUACCAGCGCCGGAAUAUAUCCACGAGGAACCAGCAGAAGAAGUGGAGGAAGAAGAGGCAAAAGAAGAAAAAUGGUUGCAGACAGAGGGUGAUCUAUUGGAUUUAGGAGAUGACAUGGUGGCAAGUCAUGAACAUGGGGACAUGCUAGCCUUGGCACUAUUCGAUGGCGCCGCGCCAGCAACGGGCGCCACGCAAGCUCUUCCAUGGCAUGCUUUUGAUGAUGCCUCAGAUUGGGAAACAGCAUUGGUGCAAUCAACCAGCAACUUGUCUAACCAGAAGCCUUCUUUAGGAGGAGGGUUUGACACAUUGUUGUUGGAUGGUAUGUAUAGACAAGGAGCAACAAAUGCAGCCAUGCAGAGACAGGGUUAUGGGAUGAAUGGCAGUGCUAGCAGUGUGGCAAUAGGGUCUGCAGGAAAGCCUGCAAUGCUAGCAUUGCCGGCACCACCAACUUCAGGGAGUGCUUCAAGUCCAAAUUUGAUGAGUGCAGAUCCGUUUGCGGCUUCAUUGAAUGUGGCACCUCCAGCUUACGUGCAAUUAACAGAGAUAGAGAUGAAACAAAGGUUAUUAGUGGAGGAACAACUGAUGUGGCAGCAAUAUGCAAAUGCAAGGAGUGGCAUGCAAGGAAAUGUUGCAUUCCAACAACUACAACCUAAUGGUACUUACACCGGACAGUAUCAACAACACUAUGGGUAUUAUUAUCAUUAAUUAGAACAAACUUGUCCUUUAGUUUGCAGUUGCACCGAUCUCAAUAGAAAUGCUUGCUUUAAACUCCUUGCAGUUUAAUCACCCACAAAAGUGUAACCUAAAUCCCCACAAAAAAAUUAAAAGAAAAAAGUCUGCCAAUUGCGGUUUAAUUUCAUUUCUAUACAUCAGGUCAAAUAGCAUUUUUUUUUCUCAUAAUGCCUUCUAUUGUUCUAAAGUUUGUUGCAA
This is a messenger RNA of Cajanus cajan (pigeon pea), 2321 nucleotides long. RefSeq names its product putative clathrin assembly protein At1g03050. NCBI's taxonomy places the organism in Eukaryota, Viridiplantae, Streptophyta, Magnoliopsida, Fabales, Fabaceae. Gene Ontology annotation, biological process: clathrin coat assembly; vesicle budding from membrane; clathrin-dependent endocytosis. Gene Ontology annotation, cellular component: clathrin-coated vesicle; clathrin-coated pit. Gene Ontology annotation, molecular function: phosphatidylinositol-4,5-bisphosphate binding; SNARE binding; clathrin heavy chain binding. The record is from RefSeq and is a predicted model, not a curated record.